GUAAAGAGGCAAAAUUAGAGAAAUUGUGUCACAGUCCAAAUACUUCUGGCCCUGACUGUAUAUGUAUGAUGUAAGGCAACCUGUUGGUAAGAGUUUGUCCAGUGUGUUCUGACAUUGAGUUUAUCAAUGUGCUCUGUUUCAGGGCAUCGGGGGAGGUGGUGUCGGGCGUGGUUACCAAAGUGUUCAACCAGCCAAAGGCCCGCGCUAAGGAGCUAGGCACAGACAUCUGUCUGAUGUACAUGGAGCUAGAGAAGGCAGAGGUGGUUCAGGAUGAGCUGCUCAAAGGCCUGGACAACAAGAACCCCAAGAUAGUGGUGGCCUGCAUCGAGACACUCAGGAAGGCUCUCAGUGAGUUUGGAUCGAAGAUAGUGACGUUGAAGCCUGUAGUGAAGGUUUUGUCCAAGCAGUUUGAGUCCAGAGAGAAGGCGGUGAGAGAUGAAGUCAAGCUGCUUGCUGUAGAGAUCUACAAAUGGAUCCGAGAUGCUCUGAGACCACCACUGCAAAAUAUUAACUCUCUACAGCUGAAGGAGCUGGAGGAGGAGUGGGUGAAGCUGCCUUCAGCUCCUCCCAAACAGACCAGGUUCCUGCGCUCACAGCAGGACCUGAAGGCAAAGUUUGAACAGCAACAAGCCCAGGGAGGAGAACCGUCUGAUGGAGAGGAUGAGGCGGAAACAGUGGCAGCAGUGGAUCCUUAUGAACUGCUGGAAGCCGUGGAGAUUCUGUCCAAGAUACCCAAAGACUUCUAUGACAAAAUAGAAGCUAAAAAGUGGCAGGAGAGGAAAGAAGCUCUGGAGGCUGUAGAGGCUCUGACAAAGAACCUCAAACUAGAGAAUGGAGACUAUGGAGACCUUGUCAGAGCUCUGAAGAAGGUUGUGGGGAAAGAUGCCAAUGUGAUGCUGGUGUCAGUGGCAGCUAAAUGUCUUGCUGCACUGGCCUCUGGUCUCAGGAAGAAGUUUGGAACGUAUGCAGGACAAGUGGUUCCAACUAUUCUGGAGAAGUUCAAGGAAAAGAAGCCUCAGGUGGUCCUGGCCCUGCAGGAGGCUAUUGAUGCCAUCUUCCUCACUACCACUCUUCAGAACCUGUCUGAGGACAUUCUGGGUGUGAUGGACAAUAAGAACCCCUCCAUUAAGCAGCAGGCCGCUCUGUUUCUGGCCCGCUCCUUCAGACACUGCACACAGGCCACGCUGCCCAAGAGUGUCCUCAAACCACUCUGUGCUGCUCUCACCAAGCAAGUGAAUGACUCUGCUCUAGAGGUGCGUGACGCCGCCUUCGACGCUUUGGGGACGGCCAUGAAAGUGGUGGGAGAGAAAGCUGUAAACCCUUUCCUGGCUGAUUUGGAUAAACUCAAACUAGACAAGAUAAAGGAGUCUGCUGAUAAAGUGGAGCUCCCUGGAGCAAAGAAGGGUGCAGGAGGAGGAAAAGGGGGGGAAAAGAAGGCAGCAGCUAAAGCUCCUCCCCCUGCUGAAGCUCCACCUAAAUCCUCUGCCCCACCCAAGAAGACCCAAACUGGUGCUGCCAGCAAGUCGUCAGCAGGCCCAUCGAAGAAGGCCAAACCAACCUCUGUAGUUGGUGGAAAAACCAAGAAGAACCCCGAGAGUAAAGAGUUCACCGAGAGCGAACUCUCGGUAAGUCUGUGUGCAUGCCUUUUCCUUUGCUUUGCUGCUGAAGCUUUUGUCACAGCCCGGGCCCCCGCAGUUCCUUAAAAGUCUUAAAACUUUUUAAGUGCAGUUCUUGAUACUUAAGUUUUAAAAAUGUCUUCGGAGUGUAUGGAAGUGUAGACGGGUCCGUAUUGUUCGGUACCACUCAGAAUCUGAAUUCCUAGAUCAUUUGAAAUAUAAAUCAGUGUUGUGGUCUUUUAGAAUCUAGGUGUGAAACUACAACCACAUCAAGGUUUGUGGUUCAGUUUUAGAUUUGAGGGUUUCAUUUAGUUUGUCAAAGUAAAGCACAGGUGGAAUUGUUAAUGACGAUGCUGGCCGCGUUCUUGUUAAGUCACAGGGCUCUGGUAUUUGUGCGUGCUCGCUCACUGACAUGGCCUACUGGGACACUAAUGGAAUGGAGCCAUUGUUGGUUAUUUACAGCUGUGUGCCUCUGCUGUUUUUGACAAGUCAAUGCCUGCAUUGAAAAGGGUCUAUUAUGGUGAGCACCAGGGUGGCUGGGGGUCAGAGGUUGAGCGUGUCCUUCAGUCUAAAGAUUGGCGGUUUGAUCCCCGGCUCCUCCAGUCCUAGUCAAUUUUCUUUACUCCCGCUCCUGUAGGCUGUGCCUCCAGUGUGUGAAUGUUAGUCUGAUCGGCAGGUGUGUGAAUGAUGACAUGUAGUGUUGAAGUGCUUUGAGUGGUUGUAGAACUAGGAAGGAGACUAAAUUACCAUUUAGCUCCAACUUUAAGCUUUAUCAGUACAUUGUUGUUGGACGUUCAAAUGGUGUGUGUGUGUGUGUGUGUGUGUGUGUGUGUGUGUGUGUG
Anarrhichthys ocellatus (wolf-eel) is the source of this 2458-nucleotide messenger RNA. RefSeq names its product cytoskeleton-associated protein 5-A-like. The record is from RefSeq and is a predicted model, not a curated record. NCBI's taxonomy places the organism in Eukaryota, Metazoa, Chordata, Actinopteri, Perciformes, Anarhichadidae. The coding region runs from base 234 to 1703 and encodes 489 amino acids. Gene Ontology annotation, molecular function: microtubule plus end polymerase activity; microtubule plus-end binding. The transcript is spliced from 11 exons. Gene Ontology annotation, biological process: establishment or maintenance of microtubule cytoskeleton polarity; spindle organization; microtubule polymerization.